Molecule: messenger RNA, 842 nt
Organism: Andrographis paniculata
Lineage: Eukaryota; Viridiplantae; Streptophyta; Magnoliopsida; Lamiales; Acanthaceae
Exons: 7
Coding region: 289-654 (121 amino acids)
Source: RefSeq, a predicted model, not a curated record
CCUCUUCGUUCUUCUUCGUCCUCUUUGUUCUUCUUCGUCUUCGUUCUUCGUUAUUCUUCUUCUUUUUCUUUCCUUUUCUUCUUCCCCUUCCCAUACGUCCUCCUUCACCUUCCUUUAAUUUCUCCGCCCUGCACCCUUGAACGGCGUGUCAUCUCCGUCUUCCUCGACCUGUCGAUAGCGAGUCGCCGCUGCCUACCAAUAUGGAAGAAACUUUCAGUAAGAUUGGACCAAUACGAAGAUGCUUUAUGGUUACCAAAAAAGGAUCAAGUGAGAAUCGAAGGUUUGGCUAUGUUCAAUUAUACUAAUCGUUCCAUUGAGUUGAAGAAUUGUUCAGCUGUUGGAGGUACAAAGAUUCUAGUUAAAAAUGCCAUGAUGGUGCUCAUCUUGAGCAGCUUCGAACAAAAGACAAUGAAGAGAGACAAGGCAUUUGCAGCUAGUGAUGAUAUUGUGUCCAUCUAUAAUAUGCUGCAAGAAGGUUAUACCAUUAAUAUAGUAAAGGUUUUUUUCACGGCUGCUACCGUUCCGAAGGCUGCGCUAAUUCACGAACGAUAUCUGAAGUGCAAACACUCUGUGAGUUUGUCCACGUCGAGCCAAUCGACUGGACAUUCAAGGAUCUCGUUCGUCACGCGUAACUGCCAUGUAUGUUCACUUUGACGCUGCAUGGGGCAAUGUAGCGUUGCAUCUAUGAUGAUAACUUUUGUUUGUGGAUUGAUACUGACUAAGUCCUUUACGUAGGUUGAACUUGCAUAUGUUGCUUCCUUUUGUGUGUUUGUUGCUAUGCUUUGCCUUUGGAUUGUAUAUUUUUGUUGUAUUGCGAACUAGUUAUGUUCCUAGACAGUGCG